AUGGGCGGGGGCCUCGAUACGGGAUCGACUGACAGCGGAAGUGGCGGCACGCAGUCCGGCGACGAGCUGCUGGAGGGUGAGUUGAAAGUGCCGCCCGGGGGCAAGUCGGGCCGUGUUGUGGCGAGAUCCUCGCGAUGUCGGGAUUCCGAAUGGCCGAUCGCCCAAAAGACGCUGCGGGUGGCGGUGGAGGGGGCCGCAGCGGGCGCAGGGACAAGGUGUCGCGGUGGUCAGGCAGAACCUCUCAUCAAGCGAAACGCCGCAGAAAGGAAAAGAAUCUGA
Molecule: messenger RNA, 279 nt
Organism: Ostreobium quekettii
Lineage: Eukaryota; Viridiplantae; Chlorophyta; Ulvophyceae; Bryopsidales; Ostreobiaceae
Source: the annotation of a GenBank genome assembly